Nicotiana tabacum (common tobacco) is the source of this 721-nucleotide messenger RNA. The record is from RefSeq and is a predicted model, not a curated record. Lineage: Eukaryota; Viridiplantae; Streptophyta; Magnoliopsida; Solanales; Solanaceae.
AUGGCGGGCUGUAUAAGGGAGGCAACGAAAGAGGUGUUGGGAGAUUCGAAAGGUUACUCUGGCAGGCACCGAGGCAAUUGGUGGUGGAAUGAAGUGGUCCAAGGGAAAGUGGAAGCCAAAAAAGCGACUUACAUUAAGUUAGUAGAAAGCACAGACGAGGAUCAGAGGAGAGCGAACAGAGAAAGAUAUAAGGAGUCUAGGAAGGAGGCGAAAUUAGCGGUCAUAGAGGCUAAGACUGCUGCAUUUGGUCGGCUGUAUGAGGAGCUUGGGGGAAAAGGUGGGGACAAGAAGUUAUUCCAGUUGGCCAAAGAAAGAGAGAAGACGGCUUGCGACUUGGAUCAAGUGAGGUGCAUUAAAGACGAGGACGGUCGAGUAUUGAUGGAAGAGGCCCAGAUUAGGCAAAGAUGGCAGUCGUACUUUCAUAAACUUCUGAAUGAAGAGGGGGAUGGAAACAUUGUAUUAGGGAAAUUGGGUCACUCCCAAAGCCACCACGACUUUAGGUAUUGUAGGCGUAUUAACGUUGAGGAGGUCGUGGGUGCGAUGGGUAAGAUGAGUCAGGUUAAAGCAACCGGACCAGACGAGAGUCCAGUAGAGUUUUGUAGAUAUGCGGGUAGAGUAGGCUUGGAGUGGCUGACUAGGUUGUUUAAUAUUAUCUUCAGGACGAAGAGGAUGCGUGAUGAGAGGCGGUGGAGUAAAAUGGUUCCGGUGUACAAGAACAAAG